AUUUGGGUAAAAAGGCCCCCAAUGGGAGCAGCUGUGGAUUUUCCUCCUGCCACGUUCCAUUGUGCUUCAUCUGCAAGUUUGUGGGAAUUUCAACAGUUUAAUGAAGCUAGUAGAAGUAAUGGAAAAGGAGGCAAGCCACCUGGAAAAAGAGCACGUUCACAAUGUGUAUGAGAAGAUUGCACCGUACUUCAAUGACAAACGGUACAAAGCCUGGCCAAGAGUACAAGCGUUCCUGUUGGCACAGGAGCCGGGAAGUCUGAUUGCUGACAUAGGUUGUGGCAAUGGAAAAUACCUACAUAUUAACAGUCAAGCGUUUAAAGUGGGCUGUGAUUAUUCCUUCUCCUUGGCUGAGGCUGCAAGGAAUCGAGGCUAUGAAGUGUUAGUGUGUGAUGGACUGAAGCUCCCGUACCGUGAUGGCUGCUUUGAUGCUGUUUUAUCUAUAGCCGUGAUACACCAUUUUUCAACCAAAGAGCGUCGCAUUCGAGCCCUUAAAGAGAUGGCUAGAAUACUGAAAGUUGGUGGGCAGAUGAUGAUUUACGUAUGGGCAAUGGAGCAGAAAAGAAGAAAAUUUGAGAAGCAAGAUUUACUUAUACCAUGGAAUAUGGAGACAAGUAUACAAAAUAUAUCCGAUAAACUGCACAGUUCUAUGGAUCCAAGCUUUAAAAACCUCCCACUCAACGGGCCCUUCAUCAGGAGCAAUACCACCAUAAAACCAAAAACUAAAAGUUCCUUAUUUGUUGGCGAAACGCAGUCGCUUCAGAAUGGACUUUAUUCAUCGAGGUUCUUAGCACGAUCUCUAGAAUCAGGACUGGAUAGGAAAUUGAAGUGUGUAGACAGUGACCGUAAGCAUCCAAGUAUCAUUCACCGACUGUAUGAUUACUGCAUUGAGAUUAAAAACCUCACAAACACAUAUCAGUCCAAGCCGUCAUAUUUGUUAGAGAGCUUAGGGGACUUCUUACCAUCACACAUGCAGAACUUUGAGCAUAAUAAAAAUAAGGGCACUGAAUUACUCUUAUUCUCACUCACUAAUAUGCAUUUUCGGAAGUCUUCAAAUGCAGAACCUGGCAAAGAAAUAAUAGAAAGCCUCAAUAAAGUUCCUUUACCAGAUUUGGGUUCUAUUGGCAAUGAAUUAGUGGAUAUUAAACAUUUUACUUCAAAAUAUGCAGAUACUCCUGAAAGUAGUGAAAACAAUAAAGAUGAGUCUAGUCUCAUUUCUGACUGUGAUGAGAAAGUUUCACAAUGCCAUCAGGCCCUACCAGACGAAUAUAAUGGCUGGCUGCGCUACUACCACAUUUUUAAGCAGGGUGAACUAAGCGACCUCAUAGAGCAACACGUUCCUGAGCUCCAUGUUGUACGGACAUUCUUUGAUCACUCCAAUUGGUGUGUUAUUGCAGAAAAGACUCAACUAUGGAAUAUUUAAUCUGUUCUACAACAACCGAAGCUAUGUAUGAGCAACUUAAUAUGUAUUGUAUCAUAUAUAUAUAUAUAUAUAUAUAUAUAUAUAUAUAUAUAUAUACACACAACAUAUUUUUCACUGUUCAUUUUUUCUGUACUAUUUUUAUAUUGUGUGGCUACAGUGCUAGUUUUUAAUACAGUGUUUUAUUUUGUUUUUUAUAUACUAAAAUUUUUCUUUAAAUAAAUAUCUGUAUCAGACUCCGUUGCUAGAAAAGGUUAAUAACUAUGUUUCAUCUGACCCAGAAGCGUAUUUCUGUCCAACACAUCUACCACUAGCUAUGCAAUUAUGCUGUGGAACAGGUUUUAAGAGUAUUUUAAGUGUUAUUGUAUUUUUUAUUUAUUUUAUGUAAUGGUCACAAAUUGGUUGAAGGAGAUCUUGCACAUAAUUAAAACAAUACA
Pseudophryne corroboree (corroboree frog) is the source of this 1854-nucleotide messenger RNA. Its product is annotated as probable tRNA methyltransferase 9B. Gene Ontology annotation, molecular function: S-adenosylmethionine-dependent methyltransferase activity; tRNA (5-carboxymethyluridine(34)-5-O)-methyltransferase activity; tRNA binding. The transcript is spliced from 4 exons. Lineage: Eukaryota; Metazoa; Chordata; Amphibia; Anura; Myobatrachidae. Gene Ontology annotation, biological process: tRNA methylation; tRNA wobble uridine modification. The record is from RefSeq and is a predicted model, not a curated record. The coding region runs from base 101 to 1420 and encodes 439 amino acids. Gene Ontology annotation, cellular component: nucleus; cytoplasm.